Messenger RNA from Nematolebias whitei (Rio pearlfish), 1474 nucleotides. It is a transcript of the gene eif2s1b, whose product is annotated as eukaryotic translation initiation factor 2, subunit 1 alpha b. The record is from RefSeq and is a predicted model, not a curated record. Lineage: Eukaryota; Metazoa; Chordata; Actinopteri; Cyprinodontiformes; Rivulidae. The transcript is spliced from 8 exons. Gene Ontology annotation, cellular component: eukaryotic 48S preinitiation complex; multi-eIF complex; eukaryotic translation initiation factor 2 complex. The coding region runs from base 160 to 1107 and encodes 315 amino acids. Gene Ontology annotation, molecular function: translation initiation factor activity; RNA binding; ribosome binding.
AUUCUUUCCGGGGCAAAAAAAAUUAGCGCACCCAUGAAUGUACGCUAACGGGCCCGAGUAAUUCAACAUAUAAACGCCCAGAAGACAACAGAGAGGGACAUUUAAAACGUCCAGCGCAGAAGUUUCUACUUCAUCACUCUGUAAGCCCAUGACACAGAGAUGCCGGGGCUCAGUUGUAGGUUUUACCAGCACCGGUUCCCAGAAGUGGAGGACGUUGUGAUGGUGAACGUGAGGUCUAUCGCCGAGAUGGGGGCCUACGUCAGCCUCCUGGAGUACAACAACAUCGAGGGCAUGAUCCUCCUGAGCGAGCUGUCCCGUCGGCGUAUCCGCUCCAUCAACAAACUCAUCCGUAUAGGUCGCAACGAGUGCGUCGUCGUCAUUCGAGUCGACAAAGAGAAGGGAUACAUUGAUUUAUCGAAAAGAAGAGUUUCACCAGAGGAGGCCAUCAAGUGCGAAGACAAAUUCACUAAAUCUAAAACUGUGUACAGCAUCCUGCGACACGUGGCAGAGGUGCUGGAUUACAGUAAAGACGAGCAGCUCGAGAGCUUGUAUCAGCGCACCGCCUGGGUCUUUGAUGAGAAGUACAAGAGACCGGGAUACGGAGCUUAUGACGUCUUCAAACAGGCCGUGUCAGAUCCCGCCAUUCUGGACGGGCUGGAUUUAACAGAGGAGGAGAGGAAUGUGCUGAUUGAUAACAUCAACAGGCGGCUCACUCCGCAGGCCGUCAAAAUCCGAGCAGACAUUGAAGUGGCAUGUUAUGGAUAUGAGGGUAUUGAUGCAGUGAAGGAAGCCCUGAGGGCCGGUCUUGGCUGCUCCACAGAAGCCAUGCCCAUCAAGAUCAAUCUGAUCGCUCCUCCUCGAUACGUGAUGACGACGACCACUCUGGAGCGGACAGAGGGCCUGUCUAUCCUCAACCAGGCCAUGGCUGCUAUCAAGGAGAAGAUAGAGGAGAAGAGGGGUGUCUUUAACAUCCAGAUGGAGCCCAAGGUGGUGACGGACACAGAUGAGACGGAGCUUGCCCGGCAGCUGGAGAGGUUGGAAAGGGAGAACGCUGAGGUGGACGGAGACGACGACGCUGAGGAGAUGGAGGCCAAAACAGAAGACUAGAGUUGGUCCUCGCUGGGGGGAGGGGAACAAAUGUCAAAGCAGCUUUUGUGGACAGACCUGGGAACAGUCACUAUUCAACUUUAACGUUGCAAACAUUAAAUGGCAUUUCUUACUCGAUUGGCAAACAGGUGUCUAACAUGGACAGAAAGAUGGUUACACAUGUCAAACAGCAGUAUGGUUUCCAUUUUAAAUGAACGGGAACCAUUUACAGGCAGCGCCUUCACUUACCUCUGGUGUAAGAGUCCGUAUCCACAGCCUUCAGUGGUGACUUUAUCUGGUAAUUAUCUUCCAGUUUAAGGGUGUUUUACCAGCAAGACCUGCUUCUUGUUCAGCUCCAGUGAAAUGAAUAAAAGUUUAGAAAUUUUUA